GCUGUGCCACACUGGCACUGUGCUGUGCCACACUGGCAGUGGCAUAUUUUACAUCCAGUUACAUCGCCCAGUGUUGUACAUUUUGCAGUAAAGACAAUGUUAACAGUAACUGACACCUGCCCUUAUUCCGAGGGCCUGAAGUAUUUGACCUUAUAACCUUCACUCACCUAUUUCCUAGUUGAACUCAUGUCUUGUGCUAAGUGAAUGCUAAGAGGAUAUUCUCCCAGCCAAAAGUUUUGAACAUAGAUAUGGACAUAGGACACUUUUCCACACUUUACUGCAUGAGGUUAUCUAGGCAGCAAGAUUACUGUUCAGGAAAGUUGACAUUAAAACACUAACACAUCCCCUCAGUCUGUCUUCCUUUGCCUUUCAAACAGACAAAGACUAUUACAGCCUUUGUGAAAAGCAGCCCAUCGGACGGCUGCUUUUUCGGCAGUUCUGCGACACCGGAACCGAGCUUUCACAAUGCGUCCGGUUCCUGGAUGCGGUGGCGGAAUAUGACGUCAUCCCCGACACAAUGAGAAAGGAGUAUGAGCAGAAGCUAAUGAAUACGUACUUCAACCUAAACUCACAGGAGCAUGUUGCAGAGAUACCAGAGGAGAUCUUUCAGAAAUGCGUGACGAUUCUGAGUAAGGAGCCAUGUAAGGACCUGUUUAAGGAGUGCGCAAAGCUUGUCCAUGACUACCUGAGUGUGGGUCCAUUUGCCGAAUACCUUGAGAGUAUGUACUUUAAACGUUUUCUGCAGUGGAAAUGGUUAGAAAGACAACCAGUAACAAAGAACACAUUCCGUCAGUACAGGGUACUGGGAAAGGGGGGCUUCGGAGAAGUGUGCGCAUGCCAGGUAAGAGCUACAGGGAAGAUGUAUGCAUGCAAGACGCUGGAGAAAAAGAGGAUCAAAAAGAGAAAAGGUGAAUCGAUGGCACUGAAUGAGAAGGAGAUCCUGGAAAAAGUGAACAGCAGAUUUGUGGUAAGUCUGGCUUAUGCUUACGAAACAAAGGACGCACUCUGCCUGGUGCUGACGCUGAUGAAUGGAGGCGACCUUAAGUUCCAUCUCUAUCACAUGGGCAAGCCCGGCUUCGAUGAGCCAAGAGCCAUCUUCUACGCAGCGGAGCUCAUCUGUGGGCUGGAGGAUCUUCACAGAGAGAGAAUAGCGUACAGGGACUUGAAGCCUGACAACAUAUUAUUAGAUGACCUUGGUCAUAUUCGUAUAUCAGACCUGGGACUGGCGAUCCGGGUGCCCGAGGGUCAGACGGUGAAAGGGCGGGUUGGCACCGUGGGCUAUAUGGGUGAGUGUGGCUCAGUACAGUCAUUGCCAAAAACUUAAGAACAUAAGAAUUCUACCAAGUUUUGAAAAGUUAAAGUCUAAAUAUGCUGAUUUUGCUUGAAAAUGGUAUCAUUCACGGUAAGAACAUAAAAACAUAAAAACUAUACAAACGAGAGGAGGCCAUUCGGCCCAUCGAGCUCGCUUGGGGAGAACUUAACUAAUAGCUCAGAGUUGUUAAAAUCGUAUCUAGCUCGGAUUUAAAG
Messenger RNA from Paramormyrops kingsleyae, 1527 nucleotides. The record is from RefSeq and is a predicted model, not a curated record. NCBI's taxonomy places the organism in Eukaryota, Metazoa, Chordata, Actinopteri, Osteoglossiformes, Mormyridae.